Contarinia nasturtii (swede midge) is the source of this 525-nucleotide messenger RNA. RefSeq lists its product as uncharacterized. Lineage: Eukaryota; Metazoa; Arthropoda; Insecta; Diptera; Cecidomyiidae. The coding region runs from base 1 to 525 and encodes 174 amino acids. The record is from RefSeq and is a predicted model, not a curated record. The transcript is spliced from 5 exons.
AUGUCACGCUUCAUUCGAAUAUUUGUUACAAUAUGUACAAUUUGGCUAGCAGCAGGUCAAAAUUGUACCAUCGAGAAGCCAUAUUCUGAAGAAUGUAUUCGUGAAUGUGUAAAUGCUUUACAUGACAAGAAAUGUUGUUCGGUUUGUGACAUUCAGUUGAAAAACAUCGAUGUCAAUAGAGGAAAUUUAAUGCAGAUUGAAACGCGACUUCGAAGCCGCAUUUAUUUAUUGGAAUUAUGUUUAGCGUGUGAAAAUGAAGAGUGGCAUAGAGAAGAGGAUAACGGGUGUCAAAAUUUCACACAACUUUUUCAUGAUUCCGGAUUAGAGUGGUGCUUUGAAGCACUUUAUCCAAACGAACAGAUCAAAGCAAAUGAAUUGACACAGUUGCAAAAAUUGAGUCGUAUAACAAGAAGGAUACCUUAUCCGAGUGCUAAAAGAAAUGUAACUAUUACGACAGAUUCGACUCCUGAAGAUUAUACACCGGCCCUCGCACUUUGUCGUAGAAAUUGUGGUAAAAAUCAUUAA